CUGUGUUGGAUAUCAUGAAAAAGAAAGCAAGGAGAACCGUCGAGAAAUUUUCUUGGCUGAAGUUUCCCGACGUUUGGUAUUUACCUGUGCAAAGUUGAAAAAUUAUCUCUGUUUCUCAAAACCGAGAAAACCGUACAAAGGAAACGGGAAGGAGAUGGCAGAGAGAGAGAGAGAGAGAGAGAGAUUGGGAAGGAAAGUAGGGCAGUGGAGAGAGGCUUCCCCUCUCGAUGAACUCGUAGGAGCCAAGGAUAUUAACGAGGUUGCAACGACAGAUCUACCUAGGGUUUCCAUCUUGCCAUGGAACUCACGGAGUCCUUGGAAGGCAUCAUCGCUGAGCUUCUUGAGGGAACGAUCGAACGGAUGAGGUCUCAUCGAUUUUGGAAGGAAGAUGAAAGGUUACUGCAUUCUAGUAUGGUUCGGCUUUGGGAUUGGGUAUUUGGCCUUGUCAUUAAUCUACAUAGGGUUUAGGGUUUAGGGUUUAGGCGAAAAUUAGGAUUGUAAUGAUGAAGCUCGCAGACGCUGCACAAGUAAGACCUGAGCAGUCGAUUCCAUGAAUGAGAGACAGAAUGGAAGAAACGUAGCCGCCAUUGACGGUGGUUCAAGGAACGCCGGUGUGGGAUGGGAUUGAACUGCCGUGGUCACCGUAGUAUGCGUUGGUGGAUCUAUUGCUUUAGGAGAUUAUUUGGAGGCAGGUUCUAUUGUUUUCCUAUUCACCAUUGCAGAGUGGCUUGAAUCAAAAGCAAGUCACAAGGCUACAGCAGCCAUGACCUCUUUGUUGAACAUGGCCCCUCAGCAAGCCAUCCUAGCCGAUACUGGACUUAUCGUUGAUGCCAAAGAUGUGAAGGUGAACACAAUCGUCGCCGUCAAGGCCGGGGAAGUAAUUCCUAUUGAUGGAAUUGUUGUAGAAGGGAUGUGUGAAGUGGAUGAGAAGUCAUUAACAGGUGAAUCCUGUCCUGUUUCAAAGCAGAAAGACGCUAAUGUUUGGGCUGGCACAAUAAACCUAAAUGGUUACAUUACUGUGAGAACCACAGCAUUAGCUGAAGAUUGUGUGGUAGCUAAGAUGGCAAUGCUAGUAGAAGAGGCCCAAAACAACAAAUCCAAAACACAAAGACUCAUAGAUGAUUGCACCAAGUACUACACCCCAGUUGUAGUGUUAGUAGCGCUCAGUCUCGCAGUGAUUCCAGCUGCAUUAAAACUACAUAACCUAAAUCGCUGGUUUCAUUUAGCAUUGGUGGUUCUGGUAAGUGCAUGUCCUUGUGCACUUAUCCUCUCUACACCAGUCGCGACUUUCUGUACACUUACAAAGGCAGCAGCAAAUGGAGUUCUAAUCAAGGGAGGUGAUUAUCUUGAGAUUCUGGCUCAAAUUAAGACCAUGGCUUUCGAUAAGACGGGGACGAUUACAAGAGGAGAAUUCGUGGUAACAGAUUUCCGAACCAUCUCUCAGGAUGUUUGCCUGAACACAUUGCUUUACUGGGUUUCAAGCAUUGAGAGUAAAUCGAGUCACCCAAUGGCAGCUGCUCUUGUCGACUAUGGACAGUCUAAUUCCAUUCAACCAAAACCAGAGAAUGUUACAGAAUUUGAAAAUUUUCCAGGGGAAGGGGUAUAUGGACAAAUUGAUGGGAAAAUUAUUUUUAUUGGGAACAAAAAAAUUGCAAGCAGAGCAGGUUGUGAGACAGCUCUAGUAGAAGGAAGUGAUACCAAGGGAGGAGCAACAGUUGGAUAUAUUUACUUGGGAGUGAAUUUGAUUGGGAUUUUCAGCCUUUCUGAUACCUGUAGAUCUGGGGUUGUUGAUGCCAUUAUUGAGUUGAAAAAAAUGAGCAUUAAAACCGUAAUGCUUACAGGAGAUAGCAAUGCUGCAGCCAUUCAUGCACAAGAGCAGUUAGGGCAUGCCAUAGAGGUAGUUCAUGCAGAACUCCUACCAGAAGACAAGGCAAGAAUCAUCAAAAACUUGAAGGAGAAACUACCAACCGCAAUGAUCGGUGAUGGCAUCAACGAUGCCCCAGCAUUGGCUACAGCUGACAUAGGCAUCUCCAUGGGCAUCUCUGGCUCUGCACUUGCAACAGAGACAGGACAUGUAACCCUUAUGUCCAAUGACAUUAGGAAAAUACCCCAAGCUAUCAAGCUUGGAAGAGAGAGCCGCCGAAAGGUAAUCGAAAAUGUCAUAUUAUCCAUCACCACCAAGGUUGCUGUUAUUGCACUGGCCUGUUCUGGUCACCCUCUUCUAUGGGCUGCAGUUCUGGUUGAUGUGGGCACAUGCUUAGUUGUUAUUCUAAAUAGUAUGCUUCUUCUAAGAGGGAGUAGCACUACAAAAUCACGCUCUGCUACAUCUCAUGCCCAUAAACACAAAUCAGGAGGUGGCUGUGGGCACCACAAAAAUGUGACUGAACAAUGCGGUACUCACUCAGAAUCUUAUGCUCAUGAACACAAAUCAGGAGGUGGUUGUGGGCACCACAAAAGUGUCACUGAACCAUGCAGUGCUCACUCACACUCUGCAUCUCAUGCCCAUGAACACAAAUCAGGAGGUGGUUGUGGGCACCACAAGAGAGUCACCGAACCAAGCAAAACUCACUCAGCUUCUCUUGCCCAUGAACACAAAUCAGGAGGUGGUUGUGGGAACCACAAAAGAGUCGCCGUACCAUGCAAUACUCACUCAGCAUCUCAUGCCCAUGAACACAAAUCAGGAGGUAGCUGUGGGAACCACAAAAGUGUGACUGAAUCAUGUACUCUCUCAGCUCCUACCCAUGAACAAUGUUGCUCACAUGAAGUACCACAUUGUGAGAACUCUGCUUGUGAUCCUCCUACUUGUUCUGAAUCGGACCAUUCCAUUAGCAUCACUUGCCACAGUAGUGACCACAAUGAUGCACCAGAAUCAAACUUUGAAGUUGGAGAAGUCGAAACUGGAGGAACUGGAAAUGGUCUUAUGAGUCGCAGUAAAGGCCAAUGCAGUGAGAGGAGGAUAGGCCAUCGUGAAUCAUCGUUAAUUGAAUCUGACGCUUGUAUGAGUUUAGAGAAGAGAGAGAUUGGUGGGUGUUGCAGGAGUUUUAGGAAGGAAUGUGAAGGAAAACAUGGGUGUUUAGGUGCUAAAUUAGGAGGAUUAUCUGAGAUCAUCAUCAGUGAGUAGAGGUGCCUCAAGUUCCCAGAAGCCAAAGCUUAAAAAUAUUACUUAUUGUUAUUGUUUUACAAGAAAUUUUCAAACGUGAUCUUAUUUCACUCCAAGGGUACCAAAGUAAUGUUUGAAACGAGAGGGAGCUUCAAUUUGUAUAAUUCUGUAACUCAUAUAUUGAAGGAUGGGUACAUGUUUUAAGAACUAAUUGAAUGAAACAAAAGAGUUUUAAUUUCCUUCA
Molecule: messenger RNA, 3344 nt
Organism: Macadamia integrifolia
Lineage: Eukaryota; Viridiplantae; Streptophyta; Magnoliopsida; Proteales; Proteaceae
Product: putative inactive cadmium/zinc-transporting ATPase HMA3
Exons: 8
Coding region: 764-3121 (785 amino acids)
Biological process (GO): monoatomic cation transport
Cellular component (GO): membrane
Molecular function (GO): cadmium ion transmembrane transporter activity; zinc ion transmembrane transporter activity; ATP hydrolysis activity
Source: RefSeq, a predicted model, not a curated record